CGAAUGAAUAAAAACAGAACAAUCGAUUCGUUUGUAAAAUCAGAAUUAAACUCUUUUUAACUUGGCCGCUCCAGCUCAUACGAACAAUGAUUCGCUUUAUAUUGAUUUUAACGUCUUUGGCUGCCUUGAAUAAUGUAUUUGGUCAAGAUAAAAUGGUUGUAGAUCAACCAAUAAGAGAGAGCGAAGAAGCAAAAUGUAACUCGGUCCAAUGCGAUGACAAAACUGACGACAAAUUAAAUAAAUUGAUUCUAGAAGUGGCAGCAUCGUGCAAUUGUUGUUAUGGAUGCAAAAGUAAAGUUUAUUAUGAUUUAUGCAAACUUUGUGAAGAUUAUCGGAACUAUGAUCCAAAAACAAGUGGACUCAAUCAAUGCAUUAUAAACAAAUUAUCAAAUCCUUGUUACAAAUAUUACAAAUCAUUCCAACAAAUUUUGAAUAGUGGAUGUGGCAAUUUAUGUCAUAAAAGUAAUUUCAACAUUUAUACAUUCCUCUAUGAUGUCUGCUAUGGAUGUAAUGGAUGCCUUUGGCGUUGUUAUAUUCAAAACGGUGAUACAAUCCACUUUGAUCAGCCGUAUGCUGCAAAAGCCGGACCCACAAUGACUUCAACAUUAGCAUAGGCGUAUAUAACCUGGUUUCCGCAUCCAGCUUCCAAAUCAAUAUCUCAAAUAUAAAAAAAAUCAAUAUCUGAUCGAUAAAUGCAAACUUUUACCUCUAAUUGUUUAUCAAAUGAAGGUUCGGUUCAUACUCGUAAUAAAUGGUUAUCGUUUUACCACCCGAUUUAGAUUGAGUCGAGCUCAUAAAUAAAAUUCAACUAGCAUUUAAUUUUAUGAUACUAAAUACUUUCUGAAAUCACAGCAAUAAUAAAAAUUUACAUUUUGCAGCAUGAA
Contarinia nasturtii (swede midge) is the source of this 884-nucleotide messenger RNA. RefSeq lists its product as uncharacterized. The record is from RefSeq and is a predicted model, not a curated record. The transcript has 2 exons. Lineage: Eukaryota; Metazoa; Arthropoda; Insecta; Diptera; Cecidomyiidae. The coding region runs from base 87 to 614 and encodes 175 amino acids.